Caenorhabditis sp. 36 PRJEB53466 is the source of this 1140-nucleotide messenger RNA. Lineage: Eukaryota; Metazoa; Nematoda; Chromadorea; Rhabditida; Rhabditidae. The record is from the annotation of a GenBank genome assembly.
AUGAGCGAUUCGGAGGACGAAGAGGCACAAUUGCUCGCCGCAGACGGAUUUCCAAAGUAUUACAUGAAGAAACCGGCGGGCGGGGAUCCAUUCGAGUACGCGAGACCGCCGGAAAAGAGGCAGAGACGGACGGAGAAGGAGAGACAUGCGGAGACCGUUUUGGCAUGGGUACGCUUGCACACAACUUCAAUAAAAGUCUGGAAAACACGGCGACACGGUUUUGGAGCGAAAUUCAAAUUUCAAAUUACAUUUCGUGUUUUUUUUUGCCAAAUUCGUCGCGAAAAUUCGAUAAUUUCUCAUUUGUGCCUCGAUAGAACGCGUCAAAUUUGGUCCAUUUGAAGUUUUUCCGCUAAAACUGCGCGAAUUUGUGUUGUUCGAGCGCUCUAAACGUUUGUCGCUUUUGACCACAAAAAUUCGCGCGAAGGAACUGUUUCCAUUCUUCAAAAAUGCACUGAUCGUCGGACUCCUGGUCUUCCAUCGCCGGGUCUUCCGGGCCGUUCGGCACGACUGUCGCGACCUCACUUUUCCGAUGGCAAAGGUUAGCUUUUUUGCUGUAAACGCUUGAAAAAUAAAGUUGUGUGUAGUACAACAUUGUCCUGGACUUUUGACUCACUUGCAAUAUUCCGAUUGGACCCACGUUUUGCAGGCUUCUUGGACUUGGAUUGAAGUAUAUUGGGUCCAAGUUUCAGACCGAUCGGAUCAUCCGCUCCCGAGAUAUGUGGAUCAUUGGCCUGUUCGGCCAAACUCGGCCUUCAAGCACGAGUUCUCGAGAGUAAAUGAUCCGAUCAGGCUGAAACUUGGGCCCAAUAUACCUUCAUCCAAGUCCAAUAAGCCUGCAAAGUUUGGGCCCGCCUGGGCCUCAAAACGUCUAUUGCCCAGCCCUGCAAAAAAAUCCAAAUUUUUUGUCAGACAGUCAUCCGGAUCCUCUACUUAAUUCUGCUCGUCCUCCUCGCCUUCCUCACUUUCUACCGAAUCGAUUAUUUGCUGGAAGGACCAAUGUUUCGGGAGCGGAACGCGCAAGAGUUCCACGCGCAACUGCGAAAAGACAUCUUCCAACUGAUAAAUCAAUUUUUCUGGCCACUCACUUUUCUGUUGGGCCGACCACUUCGCUACGAUUUUAUGAAUACGACUGGAGAAUAA